AUGCCUCCAGCUCAAGGCCAAAAAAAUAAAGCAAGGAACGGUGCUACCGAGAAUACCUUAAAGGCAAGAGCUAAAAAGUUCGAACAUCUGGAUGCGGCGGCUACGGCUCUAACCCGGAUUUUGCGGCGACUCGACAUCAACCACAUGUUCGUUGGUGGGUACGCUGCCAGUGUUCUAGGCGGAGAGCGGGUUACUGAAGAUGUCGAUGUGAUAGUAACGAAGCAAUGUCGUGACUACAUAGUCAAGCAACCAAAUUUCCGUCUCUCUACCGAUAAUCGCUUGAUAUUCUGCCAUAAUGGCACCGAUGUCUUGAUUGAUGUGGCGCACUUCGAUCAAGACUAUGGCAAGGAUAAUUUCAAAACCUUUCCUGAGCCCACCAGACGCCGACUAAUCCAGGUCGACAUCCCUGAACGCCGGUUUGAACUUCCUCUUCCUGUUCUGCAUCCCAGAAUCCUGCUUUUGACAAAACUUGCGCCCUGGAAGGAAUCGUAUUUCUCCACACGCUCCGAUGCCAAGAUGCGGUCCAACACUGACCUUCAGGACAUCAUUGUCCUUUUGGAAUGGUUGAGGGACAGGGGGCUAAAGGUUGAUUUUGACACGGCGAAUGUAAAGGGAAAGAACACGUUUGUUCAAGCAUUGGGUCAUCUUUUUGUACAAGUGGAAGAAGCCCGGCCCCUCGUAGCGGGCGUUCUUGAUCCGUUCGUUCUAUGCGACGCCAUUAAUAAGGCUAAGCCAUGA
This is a messenger RNA of Penicillium verhagenii, 738 nucleotides long. RefSeq lists its product as uncharacterized. The record is from RefSeq and is a predicted model, not a curated record. The transcript is spliced from 3 exons. Lineage: Eukaryota; Fungi; Ascomycota; Eurotiomycetes; Eurotiales; Aspergillaceae. The coding region runs from base 1 to 738 and encodes 245 amino acids.